ACUUUAUAAGCGACGCAAUCCACUUGUUCCAGAAUGUCACCAGAAAUGGUGAGCGCGGACUCAGGCCCCUGCCAAUUCUGAAAUAGCACUUUAAAUUUUACUGGGGUGAAAUACAACUUAUAAUUUGAUGCCUCAACUGCUAGGCGUUUCAAGGUGUUUUUUACGGUUUGAAAACCGUCACCCAGCAAAUUGAUGUCAUCAGCGUAGUCCAGGUCUGCGAUUCUGGCGCCAGGAAGAAGCUCAACACCGCAAUUCCGUACACCUUCCAGAGCUUAUUACACGACAUUUUUGAUGGCAAAAUUGAAGAGACAAGAAAUAGGGCAAAAUUAGAGAACGCCGCAGCCGACAGCAAACGAAGAGGUAAGUCUGCCUGACCUCAGAAUGACGACAAACUUGCUGGGUACACCCUUCCUUAGUAGACAAUUCCACAAAACUGCACUGUCUACUGAAUCGACUGCCGCGCGGAUGUCCAGGAAUACAAUGAUUGUUGAUUGACGGUAAAUGUGGCGGAGCUUGAGAAUUUUUCCAGGCAUGAAGAUCUGAUCAAAGGAAAUUCGCCCUGAGUGAAAACCGAUUUGUUCUUCUCAAGAAAAUCCCGAUGGUGGAGGAAUGCCUGUGAAACCGCUGCGUUCACUACAAUGGAUAUGACGGAUGCCUACGGAAUGAUGUUAUGCCCGAAGUUUCGCAGGUUAGGUUGUCGACACUUGAUCUGCUGUUUGUUUGUCACCGCGAUAUCCAGUUUAUCCACACUCGUUAUCACUAGGGUGCAGCCUGUCCCCUACAUGGAUGAAGUGUUUCAUGUUCGGCAAACGAAGGCCUAUUUGGUAGGCAACUGGACAUCAUGGGACGAUAAAAUUACAACGCCACCGGGAACAUAUAUUACCUUUAUUUCACUCUACAGGUUCAUUAGUUUUGUUCUUCCUCUACCCUCGUCACCUACUAUGUUGUGCUUUCGUUUUUUUAAUACUUUCCUAUGUGGUCUGAAUUUUUGCGUUUUGUCUGCUAUUCUUUGCCUUUUUGGCCAUUGUGACAGUCCUUUACUUCCUUUGGUAAUCAUUACCAACCCGGUUCUGUUAUUUUUCUCCUCACUGUACUACACGGACCAUUGCGCAUUUUUGUUUGUGUUGCUAUCAAUCCUCUCGGCCCUAUCAAAACACCGAUUUUUGAGUGCGUUGUUUUGCGCUGUUGGCAUCUCCAUACGACAAACUAACGUCAGCUGGUUACCGCUUGUCGUCAGUAUCCUGACCUCUCGACGUAUAUCUGGGAUCGUUUUCAAACCUAACGCACGUGCAGAUGUGGGGACCUGGAUCUUGACAUCAGUGACCUUAUUCGUAAAGCAUCCCAUCAAAUUGUUGGUUACUGUUAUUGUUAGGAGCACAUUUGACAUCUUCUGGCACUUUCUCGUUGGGCUGAUUUUUGUUUGCUUCGUGUACUGGAACCAGGGUGUGGUCCUUGGAGACAAAGCUUUUCACCAAGCCGUAUUCCAUGUGCCUCAGUUGUGGUAUUUCGUUUUGUUUUGUUCGGCGUUCACUCCUUUAAGCUUCUUAACAUACACUGCCCAAAAGACUAUGCGUUAUAGGAUGAUGUCAGCUAAGUCCCCGGUGAAAUUCUUUCUUUGUGUUCUGUUGUUCCUUUUUCUCACGGUAUGUAUAGCACUAUCUUUAAGAUACCUUUCUUACUCCCAUCCUUAUUUACUAGCCGAUAAUCGUCACCUCACUUUUUAUAUUUGGCGAAAGAUCAUCCGUCGGUCCGUUCCAGUAUUCUACUCGCUUUCUCUACUUUAUUCGAUAUGUUUAUACUAUUGGUCUAGUAAAUUGUUCUCCCAUGUGGUUCCUUUCCAUAUGUUUGCAAUCCAGGUCUCCGUUUGCUUGGGUACUUGCAUGUGCCUGAUUCCUGCAGGGUUGUUAGAACUCCGUUACUUUCUCAUACCGUAUUCUUUGUGGCGGUCGUUCACUUUUACUAAGCAGGAUCACUUUGCUCCUCUGCUUUUUGAGUUGAUAUUGAACCUAGCUUUACAUGUUUCAGUGGUAUGUUUGUUCGUUAACAAACCAUUUUAUUGGCCGAACCAACCUGGAGUUCUUCAAAGAUUUAUGUGGUAAACCCAUCGUUUUGAUUCCUCUUCUAUUCUGCUUCGGAUCU
Dicrocoelium dendriticum is the source of this 2139-nucleotide messenger RNA. Lineage: Eukaryota; Metazoa; Platyhelminthes; Trematoda; Plagiorchiida; Dicrocoeliidae. The record is from the annotation of a GenBank genome assembly.